CCUACCAACUGUCCAGGACUGGACGCCCCCGUCUCUUACCGGUGCGGUGAGCGGCGUCGCGAUGGACAGCCCUGAGGUGACCUUCACGCUGGCCUACCUGGUCUUCGCAGUGUGCUUCGUGUUCACGCCCAACGAGUUCUACUCGGCCGGGCUCACGGUACAGAACCUGUUGUCGGGCUGGCUGGGCAGCGAGGACGCCGCUUUCGUGCCCUACCACCUUCGUCGCACUUCCGCCACGCUCCUGUGUCACUCACUGCUGCCGUUGGGCUACUACAUGGGCAUGUGCUUUGCAGCUUCAGAAAAGCAUCUCUACUCCCCUGGUCAGGCCUCAGAGGCCUGGCAGCUCUUCCUUCUUCUGGCUGUGACCCUUCCCCUUGUCUCCUGUACCCUGAUCUACUACUGGUCCUGGGACAAGUGGACCCGACACCCACUGGCCCAAACCCUGGCCCUCUAUGCCCUUCCACAGUCAGGUUGGCAAGCGGUUGCCUCUUCCAUCAACACGGAGUUCCGGCGGAUUGACAAGUUUGCUACUGGGGCACCUGGUGCUAGAGUGAUUGUGACAGAUACAUGGGUAAUGAAGGUGACAACAUACCGUGUGCAUGUGGCUCAGCAACAGGAUGUUCACUUGACUGUGACAGAGUCUCGGCAGCACGAUCUCUCACCAGACUCAAACCUACCUGUGCAGCUUCUUACCAUACGUGUGGCAAGCACCAGCCCUGCUAUGCAGCCCUUUGAUAUUCGACUGAACUCAGCGGAAUAUGGUGAACUAUGUGAGAAGCUCCAUGCCCCAAUCCGAAGUGCGGCCAACGUGGUCAUCCACCAGAGCCUGGGUGACCUCUUCCUAGAAACGUUUGCCUCCCUGGUGGAGGUCAACCCCGCCUAUUCAGUGCCCAGCAACCAGGAGCUUGAGGCCUGUAUAGGCUGCAUGCAGACACGGGCCAGUGUGAAGCUGGUGAAGACCUGCCAGGAGCCAGCGGUGGGCGAGUGCCAGCAGUGUUAUUGCCGUCCCAUGUGGUGUCUCACUUGCAUGGGCAAGUGGUUUGCCAGCCGCCAGGAUCCCCAGCGCCCUGACACUUGGCUGGCCAGCCGUGUGCCCUGUCCCACUUGCCGUGCCCGCUUCUGCAUCCUGGAUGUGUGUUGUGUACGCUGAGCAUCACAGCAUAUUCUGUGUCUCUACUAGCCACUUAUGAGGAGAGGCUAAAGCUCCUUGACCUUGGCGAAAGGUUCUAGUGAAAGCACACACUUAUCUACAGCCACUCUCUGCCUUGAGUCUGUGGUAGGUUGAGGAUUUUGAUUUAGAAGAAAUUCUAAUGGAAAUGCCCUAUAACAUACCUUCAGCAUCUUCUCUUCCUACUUACCCUCAGGUGGGGCUGAUAUUUCACACAGAAUGCUCCAAAGCCUCAAGAUGUUGGAGUUUGGUCUAAGAGCUUUCAUUUGGCCGGUUUGCCUUAAUUCUAUUACAGAUCAUAUCUGCCCCUCAGAACACUGACAGUUACAAGCCAGACCUACAUCUGUCCCAGGACCUGUGGUGUUGGGUGGACGCUGACAUUUGAGAGGGGUGCCACUCCAGUGUGAAGUCCUUUUCUAGGGUAUCCUGAUGACUGCAGCCAGCCAAGGGACCACUUCUGGGUAGGGAGGCAGGAACAGCAACCUAGGGCCAGGCCAGCGUGCUCUCCCAAGUUACUCAUGAGGAUUGCAUAUGCUUUAGAGGGCCCACAGUGCUUUUGGUGUCUUCUCUUGCUUUAGUCCAGGGGAGGCCAAGAUCUCACACCCCUGGCCCUAGGGAGGGGUUUUAGGGAGGUAAGGUUCAGAGAGCCACAGCACUAUCCAGAAAGAAACCCACCAGGGAUGCAGCACAGAGUUAGCUAAGGCCCUUGUGGGUUGCUUGGAUCAGGAGAGGGUACCUCAGUGGUUAAGGUUCUGAUGGACAUACUAUUCACUUACCUAUGGUGCAGAUGGGAGGAGAAGAGGUUGCCCUUUACCCACCAUCUCUGACACAAGUAGCUGCUGGAGGGUGGACCUCUCUUUCAACUUGUGGCCCUGAAGCUCCUACAUUUGGCUGUUUCAAGCAGUCGGGACAGAUCAAGCCAGCCUCUUAACCCAGCCAGCACCGCACCUAACCCCAGGGAUUUCCUAUCAGAGCAAGCCCAGUUCUGCCUGUCCCUGAAGUUUCAAGGCAGUUUCAAGGGCUGCCUAAGAAGAGGCCAAAUGGUUUGAGGUUAUUUUAUUUUUUUUUUUAACCACAGAGGAGUUAAUUUUAUAAAGAUAAAUGUAAAUGUCGCCAAACGACUCAGUAUUUAAUAAAGUGUUACUUUCUAA
Molecule: messenger RNA, 2319 nt
Organism: Peromyscus eremicus (cactus mouse)
Lineage: Eukaryota; Metazoa; Chordata; Mammalia; Rodentia; Cricetidae
Gene: Tmem129
Product: transmembrane protein 129, E3 ubiquitin ligase
Exons: 4
Coding region: 62-1150 (362 amino acids)
Biological process (GO): protein ubiquitination
Cellular component (GO): membrane; endoplasmic reticulum
Molecular function (GO): ubiquitin protein ligase activity
Source: RefSeq, a predicted model, not a curated record